Molecule: messenger RNA, 4380 nt
Organism: Symbiodinium sp. CCMP2592
Lineage: Eukaryota; Dinophyceae; Suessiales; Symbiodiniaceae
Source: the annotation of a GenBank genome assembly
AUGUAUGCAUGUCUUUCUGUCCGUCUGUCCGUCUAUCUGUCUGCCUGCCUGCCUUCAUGUGGCCGAACACCUGUGCGCUGCACUUUUGCAUUCGGCAAUUGGACGCGAUCAGAUUCUUUCCGCGACGGCGUGAAACGUUGCAACGUGAGCUCGCAAAAUGAGAAGAUCAGAGGACCUGGAGUCGGUGAAUGCUCAGCUGGAGAAGCGAAUCGCCUGGGACUCGUCUUCGCUUUGAGUGUCUCGCCCAUCGGGCCGCAGUCCGUCUGCACGGAGGACCAAGUUCAGGCCGAUAUCGCGGCUCUGCGCAAGGUGAGGCCGCUUUUGCGAUCUGCAGAUCGUGAAACACCUGGUUGGCAGGGAACCGUUGAUCUUCGAAGUGAGGAAGAUCUCAUGCGGGAGGCAAAGGUCAUUGUCACACAAAGUGAGCAGCUUCUGCGCAAGGUGGAAGAUCUCACGGCUGAAGAGAAGCUGGCCGCCGAAGAUCGGAGGCAUUUGCUGGAAAGGGCAGCUCGCCUGGCAUCUGAGGUUGAAAGAGCUGAGGCUCGUAUUGCGCAGCAGUCAGAGCUCGAGGAGCAGUGUGCACAACUCGACGCUGCCCAGCAGACGCUGAGCGCAGAAGUCGAGCGGCUUCGUCGCACCAACGACGCCUUGUGCCAGCAGGUGUUGGGUUCGGACGGCGAGGGCCCCUUUGCGGGCGCUCUGCAAGAGGUGUCCUUGCUGGACGGAGAGGAGGACCAGGCGAUGCGUGACGAAAUCGGCCGGUUGGUCCGGGGGCAGCUCCUUAUCACAAGCCAAUCUGGCAGUGUGAAGGGGGAUGCAGCUGCACUUGCCUUGAGACUUCAGCAGCUUCUGGCGGAGCGCGAGGAGGCCUUCUGGGUAGAACGACAGCGCCUCUCAGACCACAUCGCUUCCCUCGAGCGCGCUCAGAACGGGCGCAAGGGCCUCGAAGUCGGCCAUCCAGCGAAGACUUUUGGAUGGGCGGAUGAGGCGUUGGCCAUUGGACAGAUGAUGCGCGCAGCCAUGCUCCUUUAUCUCCUUUGUUCAUUCGCAACAGCUGGAGCGGUUGCGGCUCCCACAUGGAUGGGUGAUAGCUUCGAUCAACUGAAGGGUAAGUCGCUGCUAAAGAUCACUCUGCCGGGAUCGCACAACAGCGGCAACUAUGUUGGUGGCCUGCAUGCUAACCCGCUAUGCCAGAGUGACUACCGCUAUGAGGAGUACCUUGCCUCUCCCAGCUCACAGGCGUUGCUUGCCAGAGGGCAGCAUGUCUUCAGCCAGGCCGAGUUUGAUCGCAGAAUGAUUCCGUGGAACAUCAACCAUUUCCUGCCGAUCAAGGCCCAGCUUCUGGAAGGAGUCCGGUACUUGCACCUGAAGAUUUGCAACUUUGGAAAGCCCGGUGACCUUAUGGACUUGGCAGCGGUCCGAUUCCAGCAUCGCGGAUACACCACCCAUGAGACGGUCCUGUCGACGUUGCACGACAUUCGGCACUUUCUGCACGAGCAUCGCAAGGAGGUUGUUCUCUUGGCUUUCAACAACUUGCACAACAAUGCGUCCAAAGUCUUCGACAAAGCUGACGUGAAUGCCCUUGUCGCAGCCGUGGAGUGGGAGCUAGGAGAAAUCAUGAUCAGCAGACGUGACCUUUUCAACAAAACCCUUGGCGAGCUCGUGGAUUUGAACAAGCGGAUCGCUGUAUUUGUCAAAGGCGCUCGGCACGACUCUCAUGCAAUCAGCGAGCUGGACUUGGCCGAGAACUGGGCACCCGCUAUGGCCAGCGGCAAUCUGACUCUUGCAAAGGACUGGUUGCUGAGGGAUCUGAAAUCUGAAGCCACGCAGCAUUCCAGGUACUACGUUAUGCAGGCCAAUCCCAACAAUGCAGAAGCACUGAUGUACGAAGCUAUGAAUUCCGGCCAGGGGCCACAAUCAAACUUGAGAUUCUUGGAACCCUUCCUCCUUGACUUGCAAAGCCUUGUGAUUGAAGCGGUGCGACGAGAACCUCAGAUUCAGAUCAACGUGAUCGACACUGACUUCCUUUCCAUCAGCAGGCCUUACCAGACGAGCAUGCAGCUGAUGGGAAGUCACAUGGCUACAGUGCCUGCCACUGCCUUCGUAGCCGCCCGUGGCGGGGCAGAACGUCUCGCGGCUCCAAGUGUUGAGCAUGCACCUCGUUCUGUGUCAACCAGACCUGGUGUUCAGAGCCAGGCUGCCACUGCAGCCAUUGCCGGAUCUGCCUUUGCUAUCAUGACGAGCGGCAGAAAAAAGCCUGGACCUGCGCGUAAGGGUCUGCGAGUAGUUGCAGCACGAAAAGCUGUUCCUCCAGGUGUCUACUGCGAGGCGUUGGAGAAGUGUGAACGGCGCAAAACUCGCACUGUUUACGUCGGCGAGGUGCCAGUCGGCUCCGAGCACCCCAUUGCAACUCAGACGAUGACGACAACGCUGACAACUGAUGUCGAGGCGACAGUCGCCCAGGUCAAGAAGUGUGCGGAUAUGGGCAUUGAUAUUGUGCGAUUGACAGUGCAGGGCAUGAAGGAAGCCAAAGCUUGCGAGCACAUCAAGAAGCGUCUCCUCGAAGAUGGAUACAAGACCCCUCUCGUCGCUGACAUCCACUUCACGCCCAAGGUUGCUCUAGUUUGUGCCGACUUUGUGGACAAGGUUCGAGUGAAUCCUGGCAAUUUUGCAGAUGGUCGCAAGUCCUUUGACACCAUCGAUGAGCUGACAGAGGAGGACGUGCAGGAAGCCAAAGAUGCAAUUGAGGAGGCCUUGACUCCCUUGGUCCAAAAGCUGAAGGAGCAAAACAAGUCGAUGCGAAUUGGUGUGAACCAUGGAUCUCUGGCUGAGCGAAUCCUUUUUCAGUAUGGAGACUCGCCUGAAGGCAUGGUGGCCUCGGCCAUUGAGUUCGGGGAGAUCUGCCGCAAACACGACUUCCACAACUUUAUCUUCAGCAUGAAGUCUUCAAAUCCGCAAGUUAUGGUGAAUGCGUACCGGCAGCUUGCACGCGAGAUGUACAAGCUCGGCUGGGACUACCCCUUGCACCUGGGUGUCACUGAAGCUGGUGGUGGUUCUGACGGUCGUAUCAAGUCGGCAGUUGGCAUUGGAGCCCUGCUUUUGGACGGCCUCGGUGACACCAUUCGUGUGUCGCUGACAGAGGAUCCGGAGUAUGAGGCCAAGCCUUGCAUUGCCCUGCGAGGCGUUGCAGAGGGGGCCGUUGGGAAGGGUGUUGCGCCUUUCGAAGAGCACAGCCAGAGAAGGAGUGGUCAAUUCUCUCGACGCAAGUGCGAAUAUCCGAUUGAUGUCCCGCUCAACCAAGAUGGAUCCGUGCUUGCACGCAUGUCAGUGAAAGAACUGACUAGCCUGGAUACUGCUGGACUUUGCGACCGGCUCGGGCUGCGACUUCGUGCUGAUGGCGAUGUGCAAAAGGAUUGGAAGAGCGUGGAUGCUGUGGUGAUUGAAGGUAUGCUGCCCCCUGGCGCCGGAGUGAAGCUCAAAACCUUGCUGGACGUGCCGACAGGUGUUCUUUGCAAAGCAGGCCCCAACGUUCCCGAGGGUGCAACCGUGCUCAUGACUGCAGAUGCAGUGGCUGCAGGGAUGCAGUUAAGGCCAGAAAGACUGGGCGGCUAUGCGGUUGUGUUUACCGGGGAGGAGUCUCAGGACGAGAUGCAGGACGUGCUUGAAAAGGCAUCGCCACGAUUCAUUCUGCUGAAGCCUGCGAACCGGCAUGGCAGGACUUUCCUUGCAAGAAGAUUCUUUGCGCAGCUGGGGCAGCUGGAGGCUGGCAAAUCCGUUCCCACCAUGCUUUGGUUCCACUAUGCCAAGGAAGACAACAAAGACCAAGAUGAUGUUGUCGUUGAGGCAUCGGCGGACUUCGGCAGUCUCUUUGUGGAUGGAAUGGGUGAAGGUCUGCUCUGGGAUGCAGAAGAUCUCUCGUCUGAUGAGCUGCGCGAAUCGUCGUUUAACCUGCUCCAGGCUUCGCGAAUGCGUAUCUCCAAGACGGAGUUCAUCAGCUGUCCGUCCUGUGGUCGAACUCUUUUUGAUCUGCAGGAAACCACGGCGAAGAUUCAAGCACGAACCGGGCAUCUCCCAGGUGUCCGAAUUGCCGUCAUGGGGUGCAUAGUCAACGGGCCCGGGGAGAUGGCAGAUGCCGAUUUCGGUUACGUUGGCAGUGGAGUUGGAAAGGUCGACCUCUAUGUCAACUACGACGUGGUGAAGCGAGCGAUUCCCUCCGCCGAAGCCGUCGAGGCAUUGGUCGAUCUGAUCAAGGAGCACGGGCGCUGGAGCGAUCCAGCUGAAGCUGAGGAUGUGGAAGCGGAGGUGGGCCGCUCUGCCGCAAUGUCACCGCAGUUCCUUGGACGUUGCAGGUCGGAGCUGUUGCAGUCCUUUGAAGAGUGA